This is a messenger RNA of Biomphalaria glabrata, 1155 nucleotides long. RefSeq names its product 5' exonuclease Apollo-like. NCBI's taxonomy places the organism in Eukaryota, Metazoa, Mollusca, Gastropoda, Planorbidae. Gene Ontology annotation, molecular function: damaged DNA binding; 5'-3' DNA exonuclease activity. Gene Ontology annotation, biological process: protection from non-homologous end joining at telomere; double-strand break repair via nonhomologous end joining; interstrand cross-link repair. The record is from RefSeq and is a predicted model, not a curated record.
AUGAAUGGUCAUAUAAUUCAAAACACUCAUAUAGCAAUAGAUAAAUGGGAAAAAAGAGACUGAUAUAUGUAUGUACAUUUCCUAAUCCAUAUUCACGAUGAUCAUACUGAUGGGUUGACAUCAACAUGGCAGAAGCCAGUCUACUGUUCAGAGCUUAUAGCCCAAUUGUUAGUGGAAAGGUUUGAGGUCAAGAAAGAACUUAUAAAUAUAUUGCCAUUGAACCAGAGCACGAUUGUGCCAAUCUCUCUUUCUCGCAUACAGAACUCUACCUUCACUGUGACCGCUUUUGAUGCCAACCAUUGUCCAGGUUCUAUUAUAUUGUAUUUUGAGGGCAGCUUUGGCAAUGUGCUGUACACCGGCGACUUCAAGCUGUCUGAUGACAUAAUUGAACAGGCAAAGAAACUUUCUGGGCAAGUGGACUUACUCUAUUUAGACAACACAUUCUGUAGCCCUCAUUGUGUUUUCCCGAGCCAAGAUGAUUGCUUUAAUCAGAUUUUAGACAUAAUACAAAAACAUCCCAGCCAUAAUGUUGCUAUUGGUCUUGACAAAACAGGCAAAGAGACUCUACUAGUUCGCUUGGGCGUCCAUUUGAAUGAAACAAUUACAGUUUCAUGUGAAAGAUAUAAAUUGUGUAAUCUACUCUUUAAAACCAAUGUAUUUAUAACUUCUAUGGGUGAGAAAACCUCUAGAUUGACUGUUGUUUCUAAGAGAAAGUUGUACCAAACUUUAAGGGAUUUGAACAAUCAUUCACCAACGAUCGGCAUUAUUCCAACAGCAAUUUUUGCAGGAUCAUUCUUUUCAGGUUGCUCAGAAAAUACGAUGAAGAAUCCCAAUCUGUACAUAGUGCCAUAUUCUGAUCACUGUAGCUACACUGAACUUGUUCAGUUUGUGUAUGCACUCAGACCUAGCAAGGUUGUUCCUAUAGUCACAGGAACUAAAGAUAGAUUUAACAUGUCUUGCUUUGAUGCCUACCUUUCUCAACCACAUGCUGUUAGUGCUAAUGCUACUAAUCAGUUUAGUAGUCAUUCAGAAACACAGAUACUAUUAGGAGGUAUAGGCUAUAAUACAUCAGCCAUAGUGAAGGGGAAAAAGCUCACGCGCAGAAGCAAACCCCCAGCAAAGGGGGUUGUUUAUUGUGAAGACUCUGAACUUUAA